UCCCUCCAGUCGCUUCCGGUUACGCCCAUCACCUAACGGAAGUGGCUUUCUUUCCGCUGUGAUCGCGUCUCGGUAUUAACUCGUCGAGCUCCUCCCCUCCGUGUAAGUUUUUAGAGAGGGAGGCAUCACCAUGACCGAGAAUGAUGUUGACAAUGAGCUGCUGGAUUAUGAAGAUGAUGAGGUGGAAACCCAAGCAGCUGGAGAAGGGGUAGAUGUCCCAUCUAAGAAAGACGUCAAGGGAUCCUAUGUCUCCAUCCACAGUUCUGGCUUCCGUGAUUUCCUAUUAAAACCAGAACUCUUGCGUGCCAUUGUUGAUUGUGGCUUUGAGCACCCUUCAGAAGUGCAACACGAGUGCAUCCCACAGGCAAUCUUGGGCAUGGAUGUCCUGUGCCAGGCCAAGUCUGGCAUGGGCAAGACUGCUGUCUUUGUUCUCGCUACACUUCAACAGUUGGAACCAAUAACAGGACAGGUUUCUGUACUGGUGAUGUGUCACACGCGUGAACUGGCCUUCCAGAUUAGUAAAGAAUACGAACGGUUCUCCAAGUACAUGCCCAGUGUCAAGGUAGCAGUGUUCUUUGGGGGCCUGUCCAUCAAGAAGGAUGAAGAGGUUCUGAAGAAGAACUGCCCCCACAUUGUGGUGGGGACCCCGGGCCGCAUCCUGGCUUUGGCCCGCAACAAGAGCCUUAACCUCAAACAUAUCAAGCAUUUCAUCCUGGACGAAUGUGACAAAAUGCUUGAGCAGCUUGAUAUGCGUCGAGAUGUCCAGGAGAUCUUCCGCAUGACCCUGCAUGAAAAGCAGGUCAUGAUGUUCAGUGCUACUCUCGGCAAGGAAAUCCGCCCCGUGUGCCGCAAAUUCAUGCAAGACCCUAUGGAGAUCUUCGUGGAUGACGAGACCAAGCUGACGCUGCAUGGUCUGCAGCAGUACUAUGUCAAACUGAAAGACAACGAGAAGAACCGCAAGCUGUUUGACCUGCUUGAUGUGCUGGAGUUCAACCAGGUGGUCAUCUUUGUGAAGUCCGUGCAGCGUUGCAUAGCUCUGGCUCAGCUUUUGGUGGAGCAGAACUUUCCAGCCAUUGCCAUCCAUAGGGGCAUGCCGCAGGAGGAGAGAUUGUCGCGGUACCAGCAGUUCAAGGAUUUCCAGCGUCGUAUCUUGGUAGCCACCAAUCUCUUUGGCCGUGGCAUGGAUAUCGAGCGAGUCAACAUCGCUUUCAACUACGAUAUGCCAGAGGAUUCGGACACUUAUUUGCACCGGGUGGCUCGUGCUGGCCGCUUUGGCACAAAGGGCCUGGCAAUCACUUUUGUGUCUGAUGAGAAUGAUGCUAAGAUCCUAAAUGAAGUGCAGGAUCGCUUUGAAGUGAACAUCAGCGAACUGCCUGACGAAAUCGAUAUCUCCUCCUACAGUGAGUCUGUUUUACCGAUUUCUCCUCCACUGACGAUCACAACAACAAAAGUUUGUGUUAACUAAUUGAACAGACCCGAUAAAAGGGGGGGCUCGCCUCUCCAUGUUGACCUUGGUUUUAAUUCCUGACCUCUGCCACUUUCCUGAAACUUCACAUUUAAUUUCACCUGAUGGAGAAAGAAGUGACUUGACUGUCUGGAAUACAAACCCACCCCAGUCCUGUGGCAGGGACAGAAGAGCUUCUGUCACUUAGCUACGUGUAGUAGUGGAAAAAAGGCCGAUCACAGCAAACCUCCAUUGCUCAUUGAGGUUGGAAGCCUCAUUGCUCGACCGGCACCCAAGAUGAAAGCAGCACCUUCCUGUCGAUGCUUUUAAUACAAAAAGAGACUUGACUUUCAGUUGGAUGUUCACUGCCUGCCUACCAGCAAGGUUUUUUGGGGGGGGGGGAUUCCACAUGUUGCAUUGCUCCUCUCUGUUCUCCAGUCAGCAUGUCAUCUUCCCCACUGCUCUGACAGGAAGCACAAAAGAAAAGGGGGAGGGAGCUGAGAUGGGAGGGUUGCUCUUGUGAAUUUGUGGCAUUCAAAAAUUGUGUUUUGUUUUAAAUGGUGUGUCUUCCUCGAAUGGGAGAAACUUAAGAAAACAAGCUUCCUUUUAUAACGCACUCUCAUGCCAUUUUAAAAUCCGUUUUUAAUUUUUUUUCCCCCUCCCCUGUGUAUUCCUCAUGGCUUUGAACUUUGUCUGCAUGUUAACAUUACUUCCAUCCCUGCUGGUAUCUUCUGGCGGGAAACUAGUAGUGAAAGUUAGUCAUGUUUUAGCUGUGGCUUGUUCUCUCUUUCUCUCUCUCCCUCCCUUUGAGACCCUCUUAUUAUUAUUUUUGGUAAUAAAGGAGCCCAGCUCUUAAGGGUGACUGAUUAAACUAGUCUUGUGAAUAAACA
This is a messenger RNA of Thamnophis elegans (Western terrestrial garter snake), 2334 nucleotides long. RefSeq names its product DExD-box helicase 39B (gene DDX39B). Gene Ontology annotation, biological process: mRNA splicing, via spliceosome; mRNA export from nucleus. The transcript is spliced from 11 exons. The record is from RefSeq and is a predicted model, not a curated record. Gene Ontology annotation, molecular function: ATP binding; RNA helicase activity; RNA binding. Bases 131 to 1465 code for a protein of 444 amino acids. NCBI's taxonomy places the organism in Eukaryota, Metazoa, Chordata, Lepidosauria, Squamata, Natricidae.